AUGAGAAGUUCCAAGCCGUUGCUGCUGAGCAACAAGGCAGAGGCACGACAAGUGCUGGGGGAGGCCAUAACCAAAGUCUCGGAGCUGGCGAUGCAGUUGGAGGACGCCAUCCUGGCGGCCUUCGACGCGGGUCUCGAGGAGGACGAGCUUCUGCCGGCCUUUGCGCGCCUCGAGGAGCUUCGGCGGGGCGUGGCCUGUUGCUAG
Messenger RNA from Effrenium voratum, 204 nucleotides. The record is from the annotation of a GenBank genome assembly. Lineage: Eukaryota; Dinophyceae; Suessiales; Symbiodiniaceae.